This is a messenger RNA of Cannabis sativa, 1319 nucleotides long. RefSeq names its product probable pectinesterase 53. Gene Ontology annotation, biological process: cell wall modification. The record is from RefSeq and is a predicted model, not a curated record. The coding region runs from base 201 to 1268 and encodes 355 amino acids. Lineage: Eukaryota; Viridiplantae; Streptophyta; Magnoliopsida; Rosales; Cannabaceae. The transcript has 4 exons. Gene Ontology annotation, molecular function: pectinesterase activity.
GCCUAAAAUUCUAAUUGGAUUAAUCGUGAUAAGAGACAAUGUAUAUACAGCUAAAAUGUGUCAGAUUCCAUUUGCUCUUUCCUAUCCUAUUUUUCUUUUUUAUUUCAAAUAAAGAACAGAACUUUCAUUUCAUGGUUCUUAAAUCCUUAACUUUCUUUAUCAUUUUAGACACCAUUUUCAAAAAAAAAAAAUAAAUAACAAUGAGUUUGAAACUUUUAUUGUUGAUUUCAUUACUUCUCCAAUGUGUUACUUCUUCAAUGGUUGAAGUUGAAGAAGCCUAUCUUAAAUGGGUGAAGCAAAUUGGUUCAUUCAACCACUCUUUGUUUCAAAAACCAACUAACAAGUUUGAUCCUUGCUUAACUAUACAAGUGAGUAAAAACCCAAGAUUAUUAGGAGCUUUUACUUCAAUCCAAAAGGCUGUUGAUUCAAUCCCAUUAGUCAAUGAAUGUAGAGUGGUUAUUUCCCUCAGUGCAGGAAUUUACAGAGAAAAAGUUGAGAUUCCUAAGACUAUGGCUUAUAUUACCUUGGAAGGUGAUAGUGUUGAAAAUACCAUUAUUGAAUGGGAUGACACUGCUGAUAGAUUGGGACAAAGUGGAAAGCCUUUGGGUACUUUUGGUUCUGCAACUUUUGCUGUCAAUUCUCCUUAUUUCAUAGCCAAGAAUGUCACCUUCAAGAAUAGAGCGCCGUCGCCACCCUCGGGAGCACUAGGGAAGCAAGCAGUGGCUCUAAGGAUCUCAGCAGACACAGCAGCCUUCAUAAGUUGCAACUUUAUAGGAACACAAGACACUCUUUAUGAUCACAUAGGGAGACAUUACUUUGAGAAUUGUUACAUUGAAGGCUCGGUAGAUUUCAUAUUUGGAAAUGGUCUUUCACUCUAUAGAGAUUGUCAUUUACAUGCCACUUCCAACAAAUGUGGAGCCUUGACUGCCCAAAAGAGAGAAAAUAUGCUUCAAGAGACUGGCUUCUCUUUUGUUAACUCUAAGGUUACUGGAUCAGGUGCACUCUACUUGGGCAGGGCAUGGGGGACUUUCUCUAGGGUUGUCUUUGCUUAUACUUACAUGGACAACAUUAUCAACCCAAGAGGCUGGUAUGAUUGGGGAGACAAAAACAGAGACAUGACUGUAUUUUACGGACAGUACAAAUGUAUGGGGCCAGGUGCUGAGUAUGGUGGUCGUGUAUCAUGGUCAAGGGAGCUAACUCCACAAGAAGCACAACCAUUCAUUACACUUGAUUUUAUCAAUGGCUAUGAAUGGCUUCCAAAUUUGUAAUAGUUGAGUUUGAGAAUCACACUUCAUUUCUAUAACAAAAAUCAUUUAUCA